Drosophila melanogaster (fruit fly) is the source of this 1608-nucleotide messenger RNA. RefSeq lists its product as uncharacterized. Gene Ontology annotation, cellular component: cytoplasm. Lineage: Eukaryota; Metazoa; Arthropoda; Insecta; Diptera; Drosophilidae. The record is from RefSeq and is marked reviewed. The transcript has 4 exons. Gene Ontology annotation, biological process: regulation of cilium movement. The coding region runs from base 70 to 945 and encodes 291 amino acids.
UGACAUUAGCAAAUUGCUAUCCAGUCGAUCGACACUUGAUUGCUCUUGUGACUAUAUUUUCUGUGCGAAAUGGUGCUUCUUCAGGUGAAACGCGGAGACGAGCUUAUCUUCCUCUAUGAGACAAGCGUUAAGGAGAAGACUGAUACUGUGCUUCGCGAGCUUGUGGCUCUGCACAAUGGUCAACUGAAGAUUCAGCGUGUCUGCAUGGAGAUUGAGGAGCUGGCCGAACAUGGCACCAUGGUGCCGCCUGAAAUGAUUGGCCUCAACGAGGAACAGAGGGAAGAGCUCAAGCUUAAGGAUGUCUGGGCGGAUAAGUGCAUCCCGUCUGGUGGUUUCACUAUCAACAAGGAUCCGCUCCUUCGCCGUAACGGACAGCAGCCAACUGAGGCGAUGCAAAAGGUCCUGGCAGGUGCCAUGAACGACGCCAAGGCUAUGGUGGAUCGGCGCUUAGCUAAAUCCUCAAAGACCUUGACCCCAAAGAUCGUUGAGGAGGCGUUGAACCUCCUGCGUGGUGGUGUCACUAUUGUAUAUCCCAUGCAAUUGCCGCCCCACGACUCCAUACGCAUGGAGUUCACCAAUACCGAGGAUCUGACUGGCACCCAGGCCUCCAAGGAGGUCAUCGAACCGUCCAAGGCUCAGUUCUGGUUUGCAGGACACCAGAUGCUGAUGGGGAAGCUAAUGAGCGACUAUUUGGGUCACAACGACAAAACCAAGGUGGUCGUGAAGCUAAAUCAAAUUGGUGAAGGACCACCGGGACGCGAAGCCGUGAUCUCCGAUCCCUUGCGUCGCCAGAUGAUGGCCGAGGCCUAUCGCCGCCAGGAGGAACUCAAGAAACUUGAGCAAGACGAUGACGACGAGUAUCUCAACUCCUCCUGGGCCGACAGCGGCAGUCUGAAACGUCAGGCGCAUGGUCUGGAAAAUGUUAGAUUCCGAUUCAGAAAAUGAGCCGCUACUGGACUCGUAGACCGCCGAGCGGUCAGCCACGGACCACGGAGCAGGCGGAGAUCACCGGAGCGGAGACCCAACCCGAAAAAGAACUCAUGAGGCAACCGUAAAGCGCGAUACACCCCAAGUAUUUCUACCCGAAACAAUCGACAACAACGCAGCGAAUGCGACCGAACCUGAAUACCUUCAGAGCUGUUAGCGGCACCUAAUGAACUAUGAUAGAUUAUAUUUACCUUAUGAACUAGCUACUCGGAUUCACACCUACACUCACACAAACACUCACCCACAUUAAGCACGCUAGAUAGCCGGAGUAACUCCGGACUGCCACACCCACUCAAAAUUGCAAUGCACGGGCAUUAUAGUAUGUGCACAGUAUCUGAUAUCUGGAGGAUCUUAGGCGAUUGGUACAAAUACAAUAAAAACAUAGGCCGCAUGGACUCGAGCAUGGAGUGCUAUUCAUAUACCUAGAGGAAAAACUAUAAUACUUAUACACGCAUAUACAAAUAUUUACUUGAAUUAUUUUUCUAUUCGCAACAAUCGUCGUCGUCUCGAGGCAGAAACACAGAUAAACUCCACCAACUCCACUACCCCACUACCCAUUGCCCAACAUCCACAAUCCAAAACCCAAAUUCCAAAUAGAGCAAAUAAAAGCAAAAGAAAAAC